This is a messenger RNA of Aureococcus anophagefferens, 3360 nucleotides long. RefSeq lists its product as hypothetical. Bases 1 to 3360 code for a protein of 1119 amino acids. The transcript has 2 exons. The record is from RefSeq and is a predicted model, not a curated record. NCBI's taxonomy places the organism in Eukaryota, Pelagophyceae, Pelagomonadales, Pelagomonadaceae. Gene Ontology annotation, biological process: intra-Golgi vesicle-mediated transport. Gene Ontology annotation, cellular component: COG complex.
AUGAGCGGCGGCGACGCCGAGGCGCCGCCCGGCCCGGCGCACCUGCGCGCGCGCGAGGUCCUCGCGACGUUCGCGUCGGACCCGACCUACGGCGACCUCGUGCACGACGACUUCGACGCCGCGGCCUUUAGCAACGCCGUCAUCGUGCGGGACCGCGACGGCGCCCCCGGCGGCGAGGGCGGCGAGAGCCACGCCGAGGCGACGGUGCGCGAGGUCGCGGCGCGGGCCGCGACCGUCGAGGAGGCCAUCGAGGGCCACCUCGACGAGUCGCGCGACAAGCUCAUCCGGAGCGCCAAGGGCCUCGCGGCGCUCCAGCGCGACGUCGAGGCCGUGGAGGUCGCCGCCAAGGAGGUGCGGCGCCGCACGCGGGCCAUGGCGCGCAAGGUGCUCGUGCCCUUCGAGGCCUGCGCGGCCAAAACCAAGCGCCUGCGCCUCGUCUUCGAGGCGAACCGCCUACUGCGACGGUGCCAGCGCGCCUUGUUCGCGCUGCGGCGCCUGCGGGAGAAGGUCGGCGCUUUGGACCGCGUCGAGCAGGCCGGCGGCGGCGUGGAGCUGCGCGAGCUCGGCGCCGCGGCCGCGCUCGUCGGCGACGUCGAGCGGCUUUUGGACGACGGCGGCGAGGGCCGCCUGAGGGGCCUCGACGUGCUCGCGGGCGAGGUCGGCUUCGUCGCGGCGACGCGCGACCGGCUCCGGGCGACGGCCGAGCGGUCGUUGCGCGUCGCGCUCGACGGCGGCCACCUCGCGGACGCGGCCGCGGCGCUGGGCGCGGCCUACGAGCUCGGCGCGCUCGACGACGCCGUCGCGGGCGCGCUCCGCGAGUCGCGCGCCGCGAGCCGCGCGGGCGCCGCGGCGGUGUUGGACGCCGAGGCGGCGCCGGCGCGGGCCGGCGCCGUCGCCGUCGCCGGCGCGCUCGCGGCGUCGCUCGAGGCCGCCGUGACGCGCGUCGCGCGGUUGGAGCGCGUGCUCCGGCGGAAGCGGGCGGACGUCGCGGGCGGCGAGCGCACCUACUACGACGUCCUAGCCCCCGGCGGCGGCGCGUCGCUCGUGGAGGCGCACUGGGCGACGAUCCUCGAGGACUGCGGCGCGGAGGUCGCCGCGCGGCUCUCGGAGGACCGGCCCGCGCCGGCCGUCGCGGAGGAGGCGGAACCCGCGCCGGAGGAGGAGGCGGCGGCGCCGGCGCCGGCGACGGACGACGAGGCGACGGCCGCGGAGCUCGACGCCAUCGACGCCCAGAGCGCGGGCCUCCUCGGCCGCGCGGCGGCGUUGGUGGACGACGCGCUCGAGCGGGCCGAGGACGGCGCGCUGGCUUUGGCCUCGAAGACGCAGCAGAUCGCGAGCGACGUGACAGUAGAGACGGCCAAGGCGACCCAGGACCUCGCGGCGAAGACGAAGGACCUCGUGGAGAAGUCCAAAUUAAAACUCGCGGCGAAGUUCCACGGCGGCGCGGCGGCGACGCCCGCGGAGGCCCUCGCGGCGCACUACCCCGCCGCGCGCCGCGCCUUCCUCGCGCUGGAUUUGAGGGUUCUCGAGAAGCUCGCGGGCGCCGCGUCCAAGGACGACGGCGCGGACGCGCUCGCCGCGGCCGCGGCCGCCGACGACGAGUUGCCCGCGGUCGACGACAUCGACCCGACGAACGACGGCGGCCUCCUGCCGCUGCAGAUGUUGCCGCCGGACGCCGACUACCUCGGCGCCGCGGCCAAGGACGCGCCGCCGCGGUCCGUCGUCGCCCUGUUCGAGGCGCAGUUCCUCGCCGUAAACGCGGAGCACGACGCGGGCCGCUACGGCCCGCCGGCCGCGGGCGCCGGGGCCGCGAGCGCGCUAGCGACGGCCCUCGCCGCGCCGCUGAGGCCCGGCGACGUCCGCUACGACAACCUGCCCGUGGAGGCCCAGGUCGAGCGCUGCGACGAGGCGCGCUACGUCGCCGCGGCGCGCCGUCGCGUCGCCGAGCCCGCGGCGCUCAUGUUCCCCGAGCUCGAGGGCUACGAGGCGGCGGUGCCCUCGAAGCACGACGUCGCCUUCAUGGUCGACGUCGCGCUCAAGGAGGUGCGCGCGGCGCUCGACGACGAGCCGAGCCUCGCGCCCGCGGUGCUGGGCCUCGUCGGCGGCGCGUGCGAGGCGUUCGCGGCGCGCUGCGGCCGCGCGCUGAAGCGCGUCCCGGCGGCGCGGUCGGCGGGCUUUAGGACGCUCGGGGCCGCCGUCGACGACGCCUGCCGCGGCGGCGUGUCGGCGGGCGACAUGGUCGUGCCCGAGGUCGCGUGGCGCGCGUCGGCCGUCGAGGAGCGCGACGCGAGGCUCGUCGCGUGCGCGGCGACGCUGCGGCGCCAGGCCGGCGACCGCCUCGGGGCUUUGGGCGUCGCCGGCGGCGCCGACGCGCUGGCGCCGGGCCUCGCGGCGCUCGACGGCCUCGGGGAGGCCGUCGCGUUCCGCGGCGUCGACGCCGCGAGUUACCGCGUCGCCGUCGAGCUCGCGGCGUACGCGGACGACGGCGCGCUCGGCGCCUUGGACGCGCCGGCGUCGCCGGCGCUCGUGCGCGCGCUGGCGGCGCUGAGCGGCCUGCGCAACGGCUACUUCGCGGCGCUGCCGUGCUGGCCGUCGCCCGCGACGGAGAGCCCGCCGUGCCGCGCGGCGCUGCCGCGCCUCGCGGCGCGCGUCGCGCGCGCGUUCGUGUCCCAGGCGGCGCUGCUGCGGGAUGUAGACGAUGCGGGCCGCGCGGCCCUCGCGCGCGACGUGUCGCGCCUCGACGACGCGCUCGUGGACUACGAGCCCGAGGCCCUGCCCGCGGAGGCGCCGCGGCGCGAGAACGGCCGCGCGCUCGCGGACGAGCGCGAGGCCGUCGUCGACCUGCGCCGCGCGCGCGGCGAGCUCGCCCUGCUCAAGCGCCUCCUCUUCGCGGAGCCGCGGGCGGGCGAGCCCCGGCCCAGGGCGAUCCUCCGCGAGGGCCGCGCGUUGCUCGCGGGCGCCGCGGACGGCCGCGACGGUCGCGCGGGCCUCCGGCCGUCGACGGUCUGGCACCACUGCCUCGCGGCCUGCGGCCACGCCCUCAUCCCUUUGCCGGAUGCGCUCCACGACGCCGGCGACGGCGGCGACGACCCGGCGCCGCCCGCGGCGCGCGCGCGCGCGCUCUACGCCGCGCGCCUCGCGGACGGCGCCUUCGACGACGCGCGCGCGGACGCCGACGGCGCCCGCGUCGACCGCGAGCGCGAGGCCUGGCUCGACGUCCUGCGCUGCCUCGACACCUGGGCCCAGCGCGCGUCCGCGUCCGGCGUGAGCUCCCUCGGCGACGUCUACGACGCCAUCCACCAGGACGGCGAGGUCCUCUUCGACGAGUACAAGGCGGCGCUCCUCGCCGCGGGGAAGUAG